Molecule: messenger RNA, 288 nt
Organism: Suillus clintonianus
Lineage: Eukaryota; Fungi; Basidiomycota; Agaricomycetes; Boletales; Suillaceae
Exons: 1
Source: RefSeq, a predicted model, not a curated record
CCUAGAGGCGCCACAAUUCUCGGCACCGUACUGUCCUCCGACAAAACUAAUAUCACCACCAUGACUGGUGCCAGACUCGCCCAUCCGCUUCUUCUGGGACUCGCUAACAUACGCAUGCAUACUCGCACAAAACUUUCAUCAAAAGCUUUCCUACUUACGGCUCUACUCCCCAUCCCAAAGUACCUACACCCUAUUCAACGAAUGCGAGGAGUGCUUGAAGAUCGCCUUAUGCACGAAUGCCUUUCGAUUAUUCUCAAGCCGUUGAUGAAAGCUGCUGAGGUUGGGAUC